UUUGAUUUCACAUGCAUUCUUACAACAAAAAUGUUUUUGUUUUAGGGAUUUAUCAAAGAUGUUCAUGAGGACUCGCUCACAGUUGUAUUUGAAAACAACUGGCAACCAGAGCGCCAGGUACCCUUUAAUGAAGUCAGAUUACCACCACCCCCUGAUAUCAAGAAAGAAAUUGGUGAAGGCGAUGAAGUGGAGGUUUAUUCUAGAGCAAAUGACCAAGAACCUUGUGGUUGGUGGCUGGCAAAAGUUCGAAUGAUGAAAGGAGAGUUUUAUGUCAUUGAAUAUGCUGCUUGUGAUGCCACUUACAAUGAAAUUGUCACUUAUGAACGACUCCGACCUGUGAAUCAAAACAAAACUGUCAAAAAGAACACCUUUUUCAAGUGCACAGUGGAUGUUCCUGAAGAUCUGAGAGAUGCGUGUGCUAAUGAAAAUGCACAUAAAGAUUUCAAGAAAGCUGUGGGAGCAUGUCGAAUUUUCUAUCAUGCUGAAACUGCUCAACUAAUAAUACUGUCUGCCAGUGAAGCAACAGUGAAGAGAGUGAAUAUACUCAGUGACAUGCAUUUGCGCAGCAUUCGUACCAAACUUAUGCUUAUGUCAAGAAACGAAGAAGCUACAAAACACUUAGAAUGCACAAAGCAGCUUGCUGCAGCAUUUCAUGAGGAAUUUGUAGUCAGAGAAGAUUUAAUGGGACUUGCUAUAGGAACACAUGGGAGUAACAUACAACAAGCCAGAAAGGUUCCAGGAGUUACUGCCAUUGAACUCGAGGAGGAUACUGGUACUUUCAGAAUCUACGGAGAGACUGCUGAUGCAGUAAAGAAGGCUAGAAGUUACUUGGAAUUUGUGGAGGAUUUUAUUCAAGUUCCCAGAAAUCUUGUUGGAAAAGUUAUUGGAAAAAAUGGAAAAGUGAUUCAGGAGAUUGUAGACAAGUCUGGAGUCGUCAGGGUGAGAAUUGAAGGGGAUAAUGAGAAUAAACUGCCCCGUGAAGAUGGAAUGGUACCGUUCGUGUUUGUUGGCACUAAAGAAAGCAUUGGAAACGUCCAAGUUCUUUUAGAGUACCACAUCGCCUAUCUGAAGGAGGUGGAACAACUAAGACUGGAAAGGCUCCAGAUCGAUGAACAGUUGCGUCAGAUUGGUAUGGGUUUCAGACCUUCUUCCGCUAGAGUUCCUGAAAAAGAGAAGGGUUAUACAACUGAUGAGAGCACCCUCUCCUCCGUGCAAGGUUCCAGAUCCUACAGCGGAAGAGGGAGAGGCCGCAGAGGCCCCAAUUACACGUCUGGCUACGGUACAAACUCUGAGCUCUCUAAUCCCUCUGAAACAGAAUCUGAGAGAAAAGAUGAACUUAGUGACUGGUCCUUGGCAGGAGAGGAUGACAGAGAAAGCAGACAUCAGCGUGACAAUAGACGACGUCCUGGAGGACGAGGACGUAGCGUAUCUGGAGGUCGUGGGCGUGGUGGACCUCGUGGUGGCAAGUCCUCCAUUAGUUCUGUGCUUAAAGAUCCGGACAGCAACCCUUACAGCUUGCUCGAUAACACAGAGUCAGACCAGACUGUGGACACCGAUGCUAGUGAAUCUCACCACAGUAGUAACCGUCGUCGGAGGUCACGCCGGCGAAGGACCGAUGAGGAUGCUGUUCUUAUGGAUGGGAUGACCGAGUCGGAUACAGCUUCUGUUAAUGAGAAUGGUUUAGUAACAGUAGCUGAUUAUAUAUCACGAGCUGAAUCUCAAAGUAGACAGAGAAACCCUCCAAAGGAGACAAUAGCCAAAACCAAGAAAGAAACGGCGAAAGAUGCGAUUGAUGAGAACAGCCCUUCCGAAAAGGCAGUGAACGGUCCUGCUACAGCUCCUGGGGAUGAGCCUUCUAAACUACAGCACAGUCCUGAGGAAAAGAAAGUGACCGUUCAGGAGGACGGGAACACCCAGGAAGAAGCAGUGCUGAAUGGUGUUUCAUAAACUGAAGUUCCUAGUUUACAGUUCUCCUACAUUACAUUUAAAAUAGUGCUUGUAUAAGCUUGCCAAAGAUAGAAUAUGGAUCGCCAGUCUUGACACCGCACUUUCAGUUCCUCCAUUUUGGAAUACAGAAAGGGGAGGGAUCCUGAAGAAAUCACAUGUUAAACAUACUUUGACACCUACUGUGUUAUAAAUAUAUCAUCAGAUGUGCCUUGAGAUAGUAUAUGUAACAUUUAAAUAAACAAAAUUGCUGGCUAUAGGAAAUGUUAUUUUG
Molecule: messenger RNA, 2218 nt
Organism: Egretta garzetta (little egret)
Lineage: Eukaryota; Metazoa; Chordata; Aves; Pelecaniformes; Ardeidae
Gene: FXR1
Product: FMR1 autosomal homolog 1
Exons: 15
Coding region: 250-1947 (565 amino acids)
Biological process (GO): positive regulation of translation; regulation of modification of synaptic structure; negative regulation of translation
Cellular component (GO): growth cone; postsynaptic density; presynapse
Molecular function (GO): mRNA 3'-UTR binding; protein homodimerization activity; translation regulator activity
Source: RefSeq, a predicted model, not a curated record